AUGUUAGUUCCCGAAGCGGGUGUUGCUGGCGGUAACGAAAUUCUUAUUAAAGUUAUUAGUCCAGAGGGUGUAACUUUUAUCGCGUACUUUUCCGAAGAGACUCUUAUUGAAGAAGUCAAAAACAGGGCUAUUAACUACUUCUACCCAUCAGGAGAAACAGGUUCCAGUCGAUACAAAAUUAUCAGAGUCUGUGACACUUCAACGCUCCAUGAUUUCCUGACUAUAUCUCAAGAACAAGUUAAUAUGCAAGAGGAAUUAUUGCUAGUCGAAAGAAGACUCCCAGAAGCUGGCACUUUAUGGGAUUUAGGACAGGUCAGGGCUCCUCACCAUGCCACGAUAGCAGCAGCUACUGCAUCUUUACCAACCCCGCAGAAUCCCAUUCGACAACCAAACCUUCAGUCGUUACUUUCUACCAACGAACUAUCCUAUGAGUUGCGCAAGAUUCUUAUAUCUUUGAUAGAAGCUGGUGCUCGUCUUGCAGCAUCUGGAAGAAACUAUGAGAUGACUUUAGCUCAACUAUCAGCUGCUUUAGAAGAGCCUCGAAAAACGCAACCAUCGGUAAUUCAAGUUAUCACUCCGGAAGAACUUGCAGCUAGAAUGGCUGCAGAAAUGCAAAAUACGGGUGAAGAGCCCUCAGUCGCUAACAAAAAUGAGGGUGAUGAAGUGUAUCGUAGAGCUGAACACCUUCGAAGGUUUCUGGAGAAAUUUCGUGCAUGGAGAAUAAAGAUUGCUGACCCACCGAAUGCAGAAGCAAUAGAAGCUUUAAAAGAUUUAGGGUUUUCGAAUGAAGAUGCUGAUAUGGCAUUGAGAAACACCGGUUGCAACGUGCCAGCGGCGGCCUCUUAUUUAAUUGGAGAACGAGGGUCAAGUAUAUUUGAACUCGUUAAUGGAUUGCCAGACGGGAAAGUCCCAAAUUUGUACUGGUCUGGAGGAGAUGUAACCCAUAACACUGGCUUCGGGUGUUAUGCACAGAAGGGCCGGACUGAGCCCAUUGGUGCUGAGAACUAUCAUUUUCCUCACUCCAUGCCUGGUCUAUUGUCAAUGCGAGUGACGCGGGACGACGAAGUGUGCGGUAUUUUCAACAUCACGUUCAAACCAUUGCCUCAGUUUGAUCUACACAACGUUGUAAUUGGCAGGAUUAUUCGACCAUCCGCUACGUAUGACACGGUGCGAGAACUCGGCAACCCUCUGAGUUCCCACCCCGUCAUCCAGGUGCGGUCUACUCGACGGCUGCUAAAUGGAAGAUGGGUGACCGGUGAACCUAACACUCGCCUGUCUACAAUAACGAAGAACAGCGCUAGAAAAUGGCUGAUUUGCGACCGAUAG
Messenger RNA from Arctia plantaginis, 1326 nucleotides. NCBI's taxonomy places the organism in Eukaryota, Metazoa, Arthropoda, Insecta, Lepidoptera, Erebidae. The record is from the annotation of a GenBank genome assembly.